AUGAAGUUCUCUGUUGUUGCACAGGCUCUCUUCGCCAUUCCUGGUCUUGCUACAGCUAUUCCUGCGCCCGUCGAAGCAGUCGAAGUUGACAAGCGUGCGAAUUGCAAGUUCAUCCUCCAAUGGACAGACAACUGGUAUGAAAAUGCCUUGAGAAGAUACCGAGUGCAACUCAUCACGGAGCCCCGAAAUGACGACCAUCUCGGAUUGUACUGUGGCAUCUUGGCGAAAUACACCGUCGAGCUUGAGAACCAGCAGUGCUACUGGAGAGAUGGCAUGUAUGUGGUCGACAUUAGUGAAGUGCAAGGCCCAGCUGGUCACGACCAAUACAAACGCCAGCAUAAAUUGGCGUCUGAUCGUUUCUAUUCGGGAACUGGCUGUGAUAUUGUUCUGAACACCUAG
Molecule: messenger RNA, 399 nt
Organism: Fusarium pseudograminearum CS3096
Lineage: Eukaryota; Fungi; Ascomycota; Sordariomycetes; Hypocreales; Nectriaceae
Exons: 3
Coding region: 1-399 (132 amino acids)
Source: RefSeq, a predicted model, not a curated record